AUGCCGCAACCACUCCGCCCCUUCGGCCUGGAGCGGUGGAAUGACCUGGGGCUGGGCUACACCACCACCCAGGGCCUGGAGGUGCUGCGGGAGGAGAUCGCCGCCCGCCACUUCACCAAGACGGGAAAGGACGACAUGCUCCUGGACGCCCCUGGCGAUGCCAUGUACGUCGCCAUGCGGGCCCUGCUCAGGCCCGGGGACCACGUCAUCUGCACCUUCCCCGGGUACCAGUCUCUGUACGAGACGGCGCUGAGCAUCGGCUGCGAGGUCACCCACUGGGAGGCGCAGGAGACGGCGGAGGGUGUCCCCGUGUUUGACCCCGCCUCCCUGCUCACCCUGGUCCGCCCCGCCACGCGCAUGAUCACCGUCAACUUCCCGCACAACCCCACCGGCUUCCUGCCGAGCCACGAGGAGUGGGCACGGGUGGUGGCCGCCGCGAGCGGCGUCGGCGCCUACCUCUUCGCCGACGAGAUGUAUCGGGGGCUGGAGGCGGAGGCGGCGGACCGCCUGGUCCCCGCCGCCGACGCUUACGAGCGCGGCAUCAGCCUGGGCGGGCUCAGCAAGUCGGUGGGCCUGCCGGGCCUGCGCAUCGGCUGGCUGGCCUGCCGGGACCCGGAGGUGAUCAAGCGUGCGCUGGAGGUCAAGGACUUCACCACCAUCUGCUCCAGCGCGCCCUCCGAGAUCCUGGCGCUCGCGGCGCUCCGGCGCUGGGACCUGCUCAUGCACCGUCAGCUGGGCAUCCUGCGUACCAACGCGGCCGCGCUGUGCCGCUUCGGCGAGCGCUGGGCGCGCCUGCUCGGGGUGUACGCCACGCGCGGCGGGACCAUCGCCUUCCCCAAGGUCCUGGUGCCGGGGUUGUCGGUGGACGCGCUGGCCGACGGGCUGCUGGAGGAGGAGGGGGCGCUGAUCAUGCCGGGGUCGGUGUACGAGGCGCCGCAGCACGCCCAGCGCCUCCGCCUGGGUUUUGGCAGGGCCAACUUCCCGGAGGGCUUGGCGGCGUUCGACAGGUACCUGGAACGCCACUACGGCGAGUAUGCCGUGGUGUCGGAAUGA
Messenger RNA from Auxenochlorella protothecoides, 1053 nucleotides. RefSeq names its product Aspartate aminotransferase. Gene Ontology annotation, biological process: biosynthetic process. The record is from RefSeq and is a predicted model, not a curated record. NCBI's taxonomy places the organism in Eukaryota, Viridiplantae, Chlorophyta, Trebouxiophyceae, Chlorellales, Chlorellaceae. The transcript is spliced from 4 exons. Bases 1 to 1053 code for a protein of 350 amino acids. Gene Ontology annotation, molecular function: pyridoxal phosphate binding; catalytic activity.